GAGGGAAGAAGUCGUUUUUGUCGCGGACUCUUCUCUCUUUUUUAUUACGUCUUGCCUCCACAGAAAAAUUGCUCUGGAAAAGACAGGGAGAAAAAAAGGCUGAGUCCUCUCCUUGUUAGAACGAGUCUCUCGACAUUCGGGAGGCACCUGUUGCUCUCGUUCCUUCGUUGAUUCCGACUUCCGUGUCUGUAAUCUGCGGUGCUUCUCAGCCUGCCAUGUCGUUCAGAUGGCUGAGUCGGGGAAAUGCCACAUCUGGCAUGGGUAUAUCUGAUCAUAGCAAGAGCACUUUCAUGGAUCUAAAGAGGAAGAGAGUCCAUCGCUACGUGAUUUUCCAGAUUGAUGAGAAGAAAAAGGAGGUUGUGGUUGAGAAGACUGGUGGCCCAGCUGAAAGCUAUGAGGAUUUCACAGCUGCACUCCCUCAGAAUGAUUGCCGUUACGCCGUUUAUGAUUACGACUUUGUGACUUCUGAUAACUGCCAAAAGAGCAAGAUAUUCUUCAUUGCCUGGUCUCCCUCAACAUCACGUAUACGUGCCAAGAUGCUCUAUGCCACCUCCAGAGAGAGAUUCAGACGAGAUCUGGACGGCAUUCAUUACGAGAUUCAGGCUACUGACCCCACAGAAAUGGAUCUGGAAGUGAUCAAAGAGCGUGCUAAUUGAUAACCAGCUUACAGGUUAAACAUUGACGAUUCCCUGUUGUCCCAAAGAACGAUGCAUUGCCUGACGACAUCGGACAUUAGAUAUUCAAUAGUGCCUAGAAAAUCUGUAAAUAGUACAAGUUGUUACUACUGUUGACGACCACAAUAUGAGGCUUUGUUAUGAUCAGCUCGUAAGGUAUCUUUGCUUUAAAUUUUACCUGCUUGCAUUUCCAGGAUAACAGCAAUUGCUAAGUAGCUGGAAAUUCUAUCAGAAGUACUUAUAUGCUUUGGUUGCUGAACUUACCUUAAGUUUGACUUGUAACGUUUUUUAAGUUUUCAUUGCCUUACUUUAGGCAGAGAAGCACAUUGAUCCCUUCAAUUAUGGCCUUGCAAGUCAUAAGUUUAUCCUC
Eucalyptus grandis is the source of this 1044-nucleotide messenger RNA. Its product is annotated as actin-depolymerizing factor. The transcript has 3 exons. Bases 216 to 656 code for a protein of 146 amino acids. Gene Ontology annotation, molecular function: actin filament binding. NCBI's taxonomy places the organism in Eukaryota, Viridiplantae, Streptophyta, Magnoliopsida, Myrtales, Myrtaceae. Gene Ontology annotation, biological process: actin filament depolymerization. The record is from RefSeq and is a predicted model, not a curated record. Gene Ontology annotation, cellular component: cytoplasm; actin cytoskeleton.